AGCGGCAUGGAAGUGGGCGUCGCAUCGUACACAUCCGGGCCGCCCGUGGGCGGCUCGCCGGACCGAGGCCGAGGGUCGCCGCGCGCCAACCUGCACGUGGAGUUCGCGCAGCUGGGCGAGGUGAAGGAGCGGAAGGAGAAGUACCUGACGGCCAAGUACGGCGCGCACCAGAUGUCCCUCAUCCGCAAGCGCCUCGGCGUCGAGAUGUGGAUGUUCGACCAACUGCAGUCGCUCUACCCGACGCCGGAGGGAAAGAACGAGGAGAAGGAACUCGACCUAGACGAACUCCUGGACGUGGACGACGACGUAAAGCGUAGGAAAUUUUUAUGGGAUACUUUAUCCGACUGCAAACAGUCCAAGGAUAAGGUUGAGAAAUUCAUUGAUGAGUUACUGGAGCGAGCAACAACCCUGUAAGGAUUUAGAGACAUAACUCGCGUGUGUCAUGUGUGUUUGUGGCUCCAUCUACAUCCUGGGUUUUAUAGAAGUGAGAGGAAACAAACUUCUGGUUGAUGUCUUACGUGUGCUUUUUGGCGCUUGUAAAGGAGUUGAAUGAUUACAAGUGUUUAAUAGUAGUUUGGAGUGAAUAUAUAACAGGAUGACACUGUGUGAUGUUAACGUCGUCCCCUCAAGACUGUGAUGCAACUCUGGCAAUCUUGAAGAAUACGCUGCCUCGGGUCGAUUCUGAGAAAGCUGGAGCUAGGGUGAACAAGAUUCCCAACGGCAGUCGGAAUGUGUCAGUGCUAGUUAUAUGCAGGUACUUUAUAUAUCUUGGGUACAAUUAUGUCUUAUGAUUCAAUGAGCACAGUUAAUUUGCAUAUGAGAUCCUGUUGAUCGUGAGCCAUCACUGAAUGGUGUUGACUUUAGUACUUUUCUAUUUUCAUUUAACAUGUAACAACCACUUAUUAAUGUCUUGCCUGUUACUUCAUGGAUAAAUUUACAUCAAACUUUAGUAUAGGGAAGGUGGUGUAGGCUGGUAUUAAGAUAGAAAGAAUUACAUAGAUAAUGUAGCUAGUCUUUGGCAUUAACUGAAAAAAAUCUCUCAGUUUACUAAUAUUAAAUACGGUAACAUUUAACAGUCAUAGUAUGUGUGAGAUUUGGAAUCAUUUAAGAAAGCUAUGGUAUAGUUGUUAUAAAACUAAAAGGAUGUUUCAGGGAAAUGCUUCAUUGUUAAUGACAACAAGCUGAAACGAUCUCAAUCUUCUAAUUGAGGUUUGUUUCAAGACUCGUAUUUUGUAAUCCUGUUAAGAAUUUAGUAUUGAUCAGAUUAUAGAGAAAGAAAAGAAAGAAAAAACAUCAAUUCAUCAUGCCCUCAUGGGAUGCGUUGUUGCCAUAAAUGAAGCACUUCUCCAGACUGGUGCUUCUCUGUCAAACAUUAUUUCACCCUCUUAUUGAAAGUUAGUACAAUACACUUUUGUGACUUUAUUUUCACUUUAGAGUGUUUCUAUCUACUUUAGUCCAUAGGCAGUUAUUGAUUACUGAGUUUUAAAGAUAGAUGUACCUCCACCCCCUUCCUACCCCACAGUUUAUUUUUGUCUGACGCUGAAACUCACUUUGUUUAGUUUCACUAAUUACACGUGAAAAUGGUACAUAUUUUGUGCAUUUAAUGUCAUCUGUUUGUUGCAAAUUCUUAUGUUGGCAUCUGCCAGUUUUGGAAAUUCAAUGCAUUAAAUGCUGGACAGUAUUUUUUUCAUUUUUUAUCAUAUAGUCAGAGAGCAAUUCAUCCUGCAAGUAAGUUUCACAUAGGUACGUUUCUCCUGAGUUGCAUUCAGGGCGCCAGGCUGCGUCCCAUAGGCCUGGCUCCCGCGCGCCAGCAGAGCCCAGCACAAACGACUUCAGGUUCCCUUGCCUGCUGCUUGGCCAGAAUUGGAAUAGGCUUGAAAUGCUAUGAGAUUAGCUGAUAUAUAGCAUGUUUAACUGAUAUAUGUCCUUUUCAUAUUUAUAUAGCAAACGAUAGUAGCCUUAUUUCUCUCUCAGUCUAAUACAAGAUCAAAAUCUUUUUUUUUAAUCACUUUUUUCUUUGCUAGGCUUGGCACAUACAGUUGCAAGUUGGAUGUGAAGUGAUAUCAAAAUACAUUCUGAGACUUGAGAUGUCAGUCCAGGUUUUUAUUCCCCUUUUCAUUUUAUAAUAAUAGGGAAAAGAGCUUUGUUGACAUCACGCUGAAGUCUUAGAGUUCGAGAACCUAUUUCCAGCAAAACUUAUUUCUUGCCCAGAGCAGAGUCUCAUUUCGAAGACAUGUUGAAUGAAUUGCAGGAUCUAGUAGGUCUUUCUUUAAGGAUUAAGUAAUAUAAUUGUGUAUCAGGUUAGAUGUGAAAUCAUUUUUAUGUUGUGAUGUGCGGACACGAGUGUUUGAAAAGAUAAAACAAAAACACUGAUGUAAGGAUCUCAUAUUUGCCUCAAAGAUUACUACAUGUGCAAAUGUUUUUCUUUAUUAUUUGGUCAUAUAUUGAUGGAAUUAUCACUUGCCUUGGGAUCAAUAAGUGUAAGAUCAUUUUAAAUUAAACCAUUUCCUCCUUUAUUACCGUCUUUUGUGGAUAUUCUGCCUCUUUUUCUUUCCUGAUUGUGGACAAUAAUUAUAUUUUUCUUAUGACAAUAAUAUCUAAAUACUUGCCUUUUUUAAUACUUCAACUUUAAUUUUGAGGCAUGCAAUAUUUGUGGUUUCAUUUUUAUAGUAUUUUUUUUAUUGUCAUAUUUUUUGUUUGAAUUUUUUUAAGGAAAUGUUUGAAAAUAUCUACCAUAUGCAUGAACAAUGUUGCAUUGAAAUACGGGUGUCCAGCCCCAGUGUUUGAGAGACAAUAAAGGUAAAUAAAUGUC
Molecule: messenger RNA, 2812 nt
Organism: Penaeus chinensis
Lineage: Eukaryota; Metazoa; Arthropoda; Malacostraca; Decapoda; Penaeidae
Product: protein phosphatase 1 regulatory subunit 14C-like
Biological process (GO): regulation of phosphorylation
Cellular component (GO): cytoplasm
Molecular function (GO): protein serine/threonine phosphatase inhibitor activity
Source: RefSeq, a predicted model, not a curated record